AUCGCUAAUGGGAGCUAGCCUUUGUUAAAUGCAGUCGCCGGGGCCUUAAAAUAAAUACCCAGAGCUAGAAAAGGGCGUUUCGGGAGGAGUGUUUUCAUUUAAAGCCGAACAGAGCUGUUAAACAGACUCCUGCGUUUGAAGCAAAGUCAUGUGGUGUUUGUGGCCUGCUGUGCCUGCUCUGGUGCUGUCCUCUCUGCUCUCCAUGGCAACUGUACAAACUGCACCCUGUCAGACCUGUCGCAAACUGACUGAGAACUUCAUCAAGGGCCUUGAGCGAACAGCAAAUAAAAACUUUGGGGGCGGGAACACUGCUUGGGAGGAAGAGAAAUUGGCCAAAUAUGCUCGCAGUGAAACGCGCCUGUUGGAGAUUGUGGAGACUGCAUGUGAGCCAUCUGAUUUUGAAUGUAACAAGUUGCUGGAGCAGAUUGAGGACCAGGUGGAGACGUGGUGGUUUCACAGACAACAGGAGUCUCCUGAUCUGUUUGAAUGGCUAUGUAUUGAAGAGCUCAGGUUAUGCUGUCCACCAGGACGGUUUGGCCCGGACUGCGCUGAAUGUCCGUCAGGCCCUGGAGGUAUUUGUGGUGGUUUGGGUCGCUGUGAAGGGGAGGGGACCCGCUUUGGAGAUGGAGAAUGUGUGUGUGACCCUGGGUACUCUGGCCCACUGUGUCAGGACUGCGCAGACGGAUAUUACAGAGUGAAGAGUGCUAAUCAUACACAACCAUCCUGCUCAGCGUGUUAUCAUUCCUGUCGAAAAUGCACUGGACCUCAAGAUUAUAAGUGUCUGGACUGUAAGCCAGGCUGGAUCCUUCAUGACAACAAGUGUGUCGAUGUUGAUGAAUGUGGUACUGAACUGGCUCGCUGUCCAUCCAACACAUACUGCUUUAACACAGAGGGCUCAUACGAAUGCAGAGGUUGUGACCAGGCCUGUGUGGGGUGUAUGGGGAGUGGGCCAGCCCGCUGUAAGAAAUGUGCCCGUGGCUACAGACUCAACGGAGCUAAAUGCCUUGAUGUGGAUGAGUGCCAUGAGAGGGCGAUUGCCUGUCCAGGGCUGAAUGAGGCCUGUAUAAAUGAAGAGGGCUCGUUCCGCUGUGAGUGUGCCGAUGGUUUCAUACGCAGAGACAGCAUCUGUGUGGAGAACACACCACCAACGGGGCCUGAGAAGGGUUUGUUUGAUGACAUGACGGACGAUGAGGUGCUGGUUUUACAGCAGAUGUUUUUUGGUGUGGUAAUCUGUGCCCUUGCUACGCUCGCUGCUAAAGGGGACAUGGUCUUCACGGCCAUCUUCAUCGGAGGCGUGGCCGCCAUGGCUGGGUACUGGCUCUCUGAGAAGGGUGACCGCAUGCUGGACGGCAUUCUCAAAGGACGCUAGCCCAUUGGACACUCACAAACCAAAACAUGGGCUUGACCAAUCAAACAUGAGCCUACCUGGCAACAUAAACUUGAAAGGGGGAUGGGUAGGGAGAGCAGAGGCGUGGCUAAGGGAAUGCCAGCAAAUCAGGGAUAGUCGGGAGGGGAUGUUGGGAGAGUAGGUGUGGUGACUGUAGUAGUGAUACAGAAUCAAGGGCUGGACAUGUAGUUUUGAAUAUAGCUGAAAGGAAUAUAGCUAAAAGUUUAAUAAUGCUAAUUAUGGGAUGUGUUUCAAAUGUUGUUUUGAUACUUUGCCAGAAAGUCAUUUUUUGCAUGAUUUCCAUACACCUGCAACGCUGUUGAUCCGUCCAGAUCCUAUUCAAAGGGCAUAUCUGACUGUUAGUUCACUUAGCAACCUUCAGGAGUGCAUCCCCUCUGGUCUCCAUGUGCUCUGGUAUGUCAUCUUUAAAGGACAAACUCUUUUUUACGCUACAACACACUCUUUAAAUGCUCUCUGUUAGAGUCUCUUUUCAGUUAUAGCAUUUCAUUUUGAGUGGCAUCUUUUGCUCAUAUAUUGACAGAGUUGUGAUGAGAGAGAGAGAUACAUACUGUUUUCACACCAACAACAGUUCUCAUCCCCUUCUAAUAUCAGAAAUCUCUGAUUUUAAAAUAUUACCCAAGACAAUAAUGGUUAUCUUCUGAAGUGAAUGUUUCUGACUUAACUGAUGUAGUCCUUCCAAAGUUUAUAAGGAGAUUUUAAAUGCAUGAAUUUCAGCUUGCCAGAAAAAUAGGCAGUUAGCCCAUAUACAAAUGAAAUGUAUUUACUUGGUAUGGAGAUGUGAGAUUAAGACUGUUCUGUCCAGUUACUACUGCAGACGUAGCUAUGUAACAGUUCUAUCAAUCUGAUAUUUUAAGUCAGAAUGAAACGCUCUGGCUGAACAAAGUUGGCUUUGCAGACCUCCAGGCACGAUUGACAGCGUUUCAGGUCAGAUGAAGAGAUGGGGAGACUUGGGCAGAAUAUCCCUUCAGAUUGAUUGACUGUGUGUGUGUGUGUGACGUGUGCAUGUGUGGUAUGGUAUGUCAGGGGAUCUACAUGGUUAGAGAUACUGAGCAGAUGGUAGUAAAUCAUGAUCUUUACUUGAAUCUCUUCUGUUGGCUCAACAUGAAGCAUGGCGAUGCUCCACAAACACUUUAUCUUCAUUCUUUGAAACAACAUCCCCGCAUUUUUCCCAAACUCACUGUAAAAGGCUCCUCUCUUACAGCCUGAAACACACGACACCAGGCUCCCCUGGGUCCAAUGGUCCAGCUCCACAGGUCUGAACAGAGAGCGGGACGAGACUGUUCUGAAGUAAAUGAGGAGGAACAGAGAGGAUACUGUAUGCAGAGGACAAAACCCAUGGGAAAACUAAAAACGAAAAACAAAACAAAACCCCUGAAGAAGAGGAGGAGGAGGGAAAAGAGAAGUGAAGAUGUCAUGUGACUGUGUGUCAUGUGACUGUGUGUCAGGUGACUGGGAGUGCUGUCCGACUUCCAGGACUCAAAAGCUCAGGAUCCUUUUUUUUUUUGUUUGUUUUUUGGAUAAACUGUGAAGCUGACACGGAAACACCUCCUCAUGCAUGAGGUACAGAACCAUCAUGGACACCUGUCUCAUCGUCGUUCCA
Chanos chanos (milkfish) is the source of this 3008-nucleotide messenger RNA. RefSeq names its product CRELD disulfide isomerase 1b (gene creld1b). The transcript is spliced from 11 exons. The coding region runs from base 149 to 1369 and encodes 406 amino acids. The record is from RefSeq and is a predicted model, not a curated record. NCBI's taxonomy places the organism in Eukaryota, Metazoa, Chordata, Actinopteri, Gonorynchiformes, Chanidae. Gene Ontology annotation, molecular function: calcium ion binding.